Notolabrus celidotus (New Zealand spotty) is the source of this 6188-nucleotide messenger RNA. It is a transcript of the gene atp2a2a, whose product is annotated as ATPase sarcoplasmic/endoplasmic reticulum Ca2+ transporting 2a. Gene Ontology annotation, biological process: calcium ion transmembrane transport; intracellular calcium ion homeostasis. Gene Ontology annotation, cellular component: membrane. The transcript is spliced from 20 exons. NCBI's taxonomy places the organism in Eukaryota, Metazoa, Chordata, Actinopteri, Labriformes, Labridae. Gene Ontology annotation, molecular function: P-type calcium transporter activity; ATP hydrolysis activity; ATP binding. Bases 529 to 3654 code for a protein of 1041 amino acids. The record is from RefSeq and is a predicted model, not a curated record.
AUGGGAUGUUAAGUUUGUAUUCCAUCCUGCCAUUUCCUGGUUGCUUCCUGUGUGUUUUUCAUGCCUCCCUGGUUUGAACGUCGCUGACACUGUUCGUCCAAUGAUAUGAGUCCACAUGCAGCGCAGGGGAAGAGGGGCAGCAGUGAGGCAGUUUGAUAAAAUCAGACUGUCAGCACGGUGCGAAGACACAGCAAGCUGCGCCACGGUGAGGCAGGCAGGGCACGGGAAACCUGGAGAGACUGGACCGGGUGCAUGCAGGCUUCCACACAGGACAGUGCUGCAGUAACUCUGCAACCAUUUUCGGAAAUUACAGGACAUUCAGACUCAUUUUCAAAUCAGGGAAGAUGAAUUAGAGGAAUUCGUGGGAAGAAGAUCUUAAACACCUCAGACCGUGCUGUCGAUUGCUAUUCGAGUAUACAUGCUCAGUUGGCAAAGUCUUAAAUCCAACAGUGUUGUCAUUUUGAAAGCACCUGAAGGCACCAUACAGCAGCAUUUCGAGGGGAGCUGUGUGUGAAGGUCUUUUCCGCCAUGGAGAACGCGCACACGAAGAGUGUGGAAGAAGUUUACAGUUAUUUCUGCGUCAAUGAGAGCACAGGACUUUCUCUGGACGAGGUGAAGCGUCAGAAGGAGAAAUGGGGCCUAAACGAGUUACCAGCAGAAGAAGGGAAAUCUUUGUGGGAGCUUGUCCUUGAACAAUUUGAAGAUUUACUUGUUCGAAUUCUUCUGCUGGCUGCAUUUAUAUCUUUUGUCUUGGCCUGGUUUGAGGAGGGAGAAGAAACAAUCACAGCCUUUGUGGAGCCUUUUGUAAUUUUACUUAUUCUUAUAGCCAACGCCAUCGUCGGCGUGUGGCAGGAACGUAAUGCAGAAGAUGCAAUUGAGGCACUUAAGGAGUACGAGCCUGAGAUGGGCAAAGUGUACCGACAGGACCGGAAGACUGUGCAGAGGAUCAAGGCCAGAGACAUCGUGCCGGGAGACAUCGUGGAGGUUGCUGUUGGAGAUAAGGUUCCGGCAGACAUCCGUAUCUGUUCAAUCAAAUCAACGACUCUGAGGGUCGACCAGUCCAUUCUGACCGGUGAAUCUGUCUCUGUGAUCAAACACACGGAUCCUGUUCCCGACCCACGAGCUGUCAAUCAGGACAAAAAGAACAUGCUCUUCUCAGGUACUAACAUUGCUGCUGGAAAAGCUGUGGGUGUGGUUGUGUCCACUGGUGUUAACACAGAGAUCGGGAAGAUCCGGGACGAGAUGGCGGCCACCGAGCAGGAGAAGACACCCCUGCAACAGAAGCUGGAUGAGUUUGGCGAGCAGCUGUCCAAGGUCAUCUCGCUCAUCUGCAUCGCUGUGUGGAUCAUCAACAUCGGACACUUCAAUGACCCCGUCCACGGAGGAUCCUGGUUCCGCGGGGCAGUGUACUACUUUAAGAUCGCCGUUGCCCUGGCUGUCGCUGCCAUCCCUGAGGGACUCCCUGCUGUCAUCACCACCUGCCUGGCGCUGGGCACUCGCCGCAUGGCAAAGAAGAACGCCAUCGUGCGCAGUUUGCCAUCCGUGGAGACCCUUGGUUGCACCUCUGUCAUCUGCUCUGACAAGACGGGAACGUUGACCACCAACCAAAUGUCUGUGUGCAGAAUGUUUGUUCUCAACAAAGCUGACGGGGAGAGCUGCUCACUGUCAGAGUUCACCAUCACAGGGUCUACAUACGCACCCGAGGGAGAAGUGUUCCAGGAUGGUAAACUAGUGAAAACCUCCCAGUAUGAUGCUCUGGUUGAACUGGCGACUAUCUGUGCCCUGUGCAACGACUCCUCUCUGGACUUCAACGAGGUGAAGGGAGUGUAUGAGAAGGUCGGUGAGGCCACAGAGACUGCACUCACCUGUCUGGUGGAGAAGAUGAAUGUUUUCGACACUGAAGUUCAGAGCUUGUCUAAGAUUGACCGAGCUAACGCCUGCAACUCAGUGAUCAAGCAGCUGAUGAAGAAGGAGUUCACCCUAGAGUUCUCCAGAGACAGGAAGUCCAUGUCUGUUUACUGCACCCCAAACAAGUCUCGCUCUUCCAUGGGGAAGAUGUUUGUUAAGGGAGCCCCAGAGGGAGUUAUUGAGAGGUGUGCUUAUGUCAGAGUGGGCAACACUAAAGUUCCCCUCAGCAAAGGAAUCAAGGAGAAGAUCAUGUCUGUGAUCCGGGAGUACGGUACCGGUCGUGACACCCUGAGGUGCCUGGCUCUGGCAACACGAGACAGCCCACCUAAAAUGGAGGACAUGAUUCUGUCUGACACGGCCAAGUUUGCUGAUUAUGAGUCUGACCUCACCUUUGUCGGGUGUGUCGGCAUGCUGGAUCCCCCCAGACAAGAGGUGGCUGCCUCCAUCACGCUGUGCCGCCAGGCCGGCAUCCGCGUCAUCAUGAUCACCGGAGACAACAAGGGCACAGCUGUGGCUAUCUGUCGCCGCAUUGGUAUCCUGACAGAGGAAGAUGAUGUGGAGUGCAUGGCCUUCACAGGGCGAGAGUUUGACGAACUCUCGCCCUACAAACAACGUGAGGCUGUGACUCACGCUCGUUGUUUUGCACGCGUUGAACCUUCGCACAAGUCCAAGAUCGUUGAGUUCCUGCAAGGAUUUGAUGAGAUCACUGCUAUGACAGGUGAUGGAGUGAACGAUGCCCCUGCCUUGAAGAAGGCAGAGAUUGGCAUCGCCAUGGGCUCUGGCACUGCCGUGGCCAAAUCAGCCUCUGAAAUGGUUCUCGCCGAUGACAACUUCUCCUCCAUCGUGGCCGCUGUUGAAGAAGGCAGAGCAAUUUACAACAACAUGAAGCAGUUCAUCAGAUACCUCAUCUCGUCCAACGUGGGGGAGGUUGUCUGCAUCUUCCUCACCGCUGCGCUGGGCUUCCCCGAGGCUCUUAUCCCGGUUCAGCUGCUCUGGGUGAACCUGGUGACUGAUGGACUCCCUGCCACCGCCCUGGGCUUCAACCCUCCAGAUCUGGACAUCAUGGAGAAGCCUCCUCGUAACGCCAAGGAGCCCCUGAUCUCCGGGUGGCUCUUCUUCAGAUACUUGGCUAUUGGAUGCUAUGUGGGUGCAGCCACAGUAGGAGCUGCUGCCUGGUGGUUCACGGUCUCAGAGGAUGGACCUCAGCUGACUCUGUACCAGCUGAGCCACUUUCUCCAGUGCGCCCCAGACAACCCGGAGUUCGACGGCCUGGACUGCCAUGUGUUUGAGUCGCCCUACCCGAUGACCAUGGCUCUGUCUGUGCUCGUCACUAUUGAGAUGUGCAAUGCUCUUAACAGUCUGUCUGAGAACCAGUCCCUGCUGCGGAUGCCUCCCUGGGAGAACAUUUGGCUUCUGGGGGCCAUUUGCCUCUCCAUGUCCCUCCAUUUCCUCAUCCUCUACGUGGAACCUCUGCCUGUCAUCUUCCAGAUCACUCCUCUGGAUGCCACCCAAUGGAUGAUGGUGCUUAAGAUCUCCCUGCCCGUCAUCCUGCUGGACGAGCUGCUAAAGUUUGCGGCCAGAAACUACUUGGACUUUGGUAAACAGCUGGAGAAGCCGGUCCGAAAAGGCUGCUCUCUGUCCGCAUGCACCGAGGGCAUCUCCUGGCCUUUCGUGGCCAUCUCCCUGCCCCUGGUUCUGUGGAUCUACAGCACCGAUACUAAUGUGUCCGCCUGGCUGUGGCCCUGACUGACUCCACUACAGUACCCUCCCUGUGCACCAGUGUGAAGUGGACAUUAACACACACAUCUAACACAGUUACAUUAACUCAGAACAACUCACAGUCAACACUUGCACAUAUUCUGACAGUGUGUGCUGUCAGAUCUUUUCUAUUUAGACAUUUUGAAUGAUACAUGUUCUUUUUGGGUCAGGGGGGUUGUAGUCAUAUUUUAAUGACUUUGACUGACAUUAUGUCCAGGUGUUUAUUUAAUCAUCAUGCUUCUCUCUUUAUUGGUCCCCUGUUUUGAACAGUAAGAGAUGCCUACCGUGUUCGAGCUGUGUGUUGAGCUGUACAGAGAAUUUACACUAUUUUAUAAUAAUUAAUAUUUUGUAAUUUUUGUGGGGCUGUGGGGAUUAGAGUUCUUGAUGUGAAGAGGUAUAACUAUAAGGACCAUGUAGUGAUACACUAAUUUGGGGUGGAGUCUCGUAUUUUCCUCUGGCAUGAAUCUCUACAGCCAUUUUUUGAGCUCCAUGCAUAGUCAUUCAUGAUUUUCUGCAGUAGGCAGAGCACAGCUACCUCAAUGCUGUUUUGUGACCAUUACUACACAUUUGUCUUAACAAACAUUUCAUUAAGUAUCAUUUAAAAUGUUGAGGUAAGCGCCAUUUCUGUUGCAGUAGAGACAAAGCCCUUACACACAUUUUAAGGUUUUUUAUAUAUUUGUCUUUCCUGUGUUGUUGGAGGGAAGAGAGGACCACCAGAUGUUACCAGUUUAAGCAAUUUUUGAUAAAGAAAAAAAAUCUGUUGCUAAAUUUGUUUACUUGAAGAAAACACAUUUGUCUUGGUUUUCUUUUUUUAAGUUUGUUUUUUUUUAUGACCCAAUCUCAACUUUCAUUCUUGAUUUUUUUUAUCUUAAUUACAAUAAUCUUUCUAAUAUUUGUAAAAAUGUGCACAUACUGUACUUGAAUAUGUAAAAAGGCACCAAGAAGCUGUUAGUCUUAGCAACUGAGCACAAAGUGGAUGAGCGAUCAUCGGAAGAGUCUGUAUAUCUGUACAUAGCACACAAAGUAGAAUCUCUGAAUAGGUGUUUUUUUUAUGUUGCGUUCAAGAUGCUCCAUACACUUACACUAGUUUACUUGAUUGUGGUUGUAGCCUUUCUGCAUGCCUGCUCCAAUAAUCCCAGGUCAGUGAGUGCUCUAGGAUGAUUAGAUUUCAAGCUAACUGUUGUUUCUUUCAAUGCCUUCCACUUGUUUACCUGCAGAGUGAGUACACUUUGACCUGCAUGCCAUCUCGCUUGCCCUCUUUUGUUGCAGUCGUUCUGCUGUUCAUUUCUCACAAGAGAAUGAAAGAUGGCUUUAUAUGUCUGAUUUGACUCAGUUUUUUCUUCUAUAUGUUUAAUGGUACAUCAGUUAGAGGGGGAAAGGAUUGAAGUGUUGGAGAGUUUGAUUGAAAAAGCCUUCAAUGUCACCAAGUGCCAUGAAACGCUGUGGAAACAGGAGCCUUUUGCUUUUGGCACCACGUUGCUUGCACCAGUUAUUUUUGACUGCUUUCUGGCAGCACGUUUUGGCUUCUGGCAUAAACAGACAUUCAAGUGCCCCCAACACUUUGUGGGACAUGGCUGUAUUUUUUAAAAUCAUACAUCUUUUGAAAUGUGCAUACUGUAUGUCUUUGUUAAUCCUCUGCUUGCCCAGAGCAUGGCCUUAAUUCUCCAUGUGUGCUCCUCUCAUGACAAGUGUUGAUGUUUUUUCGCUGCUCAUUUCUUCUGCUGUGACCUUUGACUUCUGUGUCCACUGAUUUGAUUUUUCCUCUCUCCUCUUUUUUCUUUGCAGCAAAGGCCAAGUAAGCCCACCUCUCCUCUAAACUCCUUUCAGAAUAGUUUGGUUUCGUUUUGUGUUUUGCAUGUGUGUUUUGGGCAGCACAUCUUACAAGAGCUGCAUGUCAGUCAAGUAAUAGAAGGACAGAGGCUCAUGAGUUCAUCCAUCAUUUUAUAGACCAGCUAUAAAUAAAUGUCCUAUGAAAACUAGCCAGUCCCACCUCAUCAGUCCUUCCAUCCUCCUGCAUGAAGAGCCUUAGAUAACCACACAAUUACACGCUCUCUUUUUAGACAGUGGUCUUAGUAUCGUGUACAGUAAAUUGUACUAUAUUUCAUGGUGCAUGUUUGCUGAAUCAGCCAUCUGUUUCAACAGACUUGUGUUAUAGACAAUGUAUAGUAUUGGUAAAUAGAAUAGACUUUCAUCAGAUAGUACAAAUGUUAAAUAAGCUCAAAAACAGAUCAUCUUUCCUAAGGAAAAACUUUUAUGGGAUAUUUAAAAACCAAACAACCUUUGUUUUAUUUUAUUUUGCUUUGCACUGAGAUGUGCUACAUGUUCGGAGCAGAUUUUGUCAUACCUGAGAGGGCGAACUUGUGACAGUGCAGUGAUGAAAACGAUUUGUCAUGAGAGCGGUGGGCUGUCCUUCCUCUGGCAUUUUUUGCCGAACUGCUGUACUGUAUUUUCAGAGAUGAUUGUACAAUGUAUCACAUGAACUUUGGUUUCAGGUAAAUAAACUGUCAUACAUGAAGAGUUUA